Molecule: messenger RNA, 270 nt
Organism: Protopolystoma xenopodis
Lineage: Eukaryota; Metazoa; Platyhelminthes; Monogenea; Polystomatidea; Polystomatidae
Source: the annotation of a GenBank genome assembly
AUGAAAUUGGAGUUGAACUGGAAUGUGCUACCUAUUACCAAGGGCUGGCCGUCAGCUCUUGUGUGUGCAUAUCGAGCCGGCCAGAUCACUCCUUGUUAUUUGGAUCCCAUCUUCUCCGGUUCUUUGAUUUUGCGUACUUCAGUUGAGGCAGUGUUUGAUCUUCCUUCUAUUUAUGAGGUUUCUUCUCCCAUCAUCACCAUUAUAGUCAGUUUGAUACUUCCAUUUUGCAAUGAUUGGAUAAAUACUAAUUCAGCUUCCAGUAUAUCUUAA